GUGGUGAGGAGACUAACUUACACAACUGUGAGAUUCCAUAAGUCUUCAGGGUUGCAGAGCAGAAGAAGGCCUGAUGAGACUCAAGUGUCCAAAGAAUCUGGUCACAGAGAUCCCCCUGCACUGGAAGAAACCAUCCUGAGUGAGGUAACCCAGUCACAAAAAGACAAACAUGAAUCUUCAGUCCCCUGGCUCCUCAUUGUGAUACCUCUUGGAAUCCUUUGUUUCAUUCUUCUGGUGACAGUUGCAGUGUUGGUGACACUCAUUUUUCAGUGUAGACAAGAACUACAGGAAAAUCAAAACAACCUCAAUCAAAGUUACAGCACCAAGCAAAAUAACAGCAGCUUAAGUGAAACGUUGAAAAAUAAGCCUACAGAGUGUGAUAGCUUCAAAUCGCAGGAGAAACAGGACUUUCUCAACAGAUUCUGUGGGAAAACUAAGGCUGAUUUAGAUUGCAAAGGGCACACAGUCAAACAUGUUGAAGGACACUGGUUCUGCUGUGGCAUAAAAUGUUUUUAUUUCCUCAUGGACAAUAAACACUGGAAUGGAUGUAAACAGACCUGUGAGGACUGCAGCUUAUCCCUUUUGAAGAUCGACAAUGAUGAUGAACUGAAGUUCUUGAAGGUCCAGCUUACUACAAGCAGUUACUGGAUUGGAUUGUCAUACAAUAUAAGCAAAAGCAAUUGGCAAUGGAUUGGUGAUGGCUCGUCUAAACUUGAUUUGAUGAAAAUAUCCUCACUACAGAAACAUAGAAACUGUGCAUUUCUCAGUUUUAGAGGUAUAGAACCUGAAGACUGUGGUAGAACCCAUCCCUGUAUCUGUGAAAAGAGAAUGGAUAAAUUCCCUGAUUUGGAGUACCAUAUGAAGGAAGAGUAAAAAUGGAACAUUUUGUCAUCUUUCUUGGUAUCCUGUGAUGAUUUGUGACUAUUCAAUGACUGAGUGUUUUAACCACCAGACUCCAUCAUCUGGGAAAAUAUGGCAAUGUGCUGGAAAGGAAAGAAAUAUUCUGCUGAAAUCUAACUUAACACACCUGAAGCUAUCUUUUUUCCUACUAACCAUAGCAGCUCAUGUCUGGGAAAAUGAAUGUCCUUCACUCAGUACACCAAGGAUUGACUCCUUGUUUCCUGGAUGACACACAGAACCAAAUACAGAAUCGUGAUUAAUAGAAUCCUGAUAAAUAGCUCAUGUAACUCAUCAUCACUAGGAUAAACCAUUUCUAUAUACCAUUGCUUUAAUAUCACAAUUAAGAAAUAGGAUGCAGUUUGGGGAUUCUGUUUGUCAGUUGUUUGUGUUUUUGUAGGUAGAAGAAGUGAUAUUUAGAAGGGAUUUAUUUUCUGUAAAAUACAAUUACAGAUGUGAUGAAUAGUUUCCAGGUUAGUUCAAGAAACUCAUAUAGACAUCCAUAGUUCAUAUGUGUCUCAUUCUCUCUCUCUCUCUCUCUCUCUCUCUCUCUCUCUCUCUCUCUCUCUCUCUCCCUCUCUCUCUCUGUAUCUGUCUCUUCAUGUCUGUUAAGUUGAGACCCCCUAGAUACAGUAAUAAUCAUUGAGGUCAGCUGGAUGUCAUGGUACAGACAUAUAAUCUUAUAUGUACACGACUGUAAAUGCACUCUAGGCUACACAGUAUGUUUGAAGCUAGCAUGAACCAGAGAAUGAGACUCUGUCUCAUGAAGCAAAACAAUAAUGAUGAAGAUGAUAAUAACUCUAAACUUUCUAUAAAUAUUUUCCAGGGAAUUUCUAUUUUAUCAUCAUACUAAAAUGAAAAAGGAGCUUAGUAAUGACCUAGUAGUAUGAUCUACUUCAUAAUCCAUAUUAAAAAUUGUCCAUUUUCUGUAUUAGUAUUUCCUCACUUUCACUAUCAUUAGUGCUUUCACUUGCAAUGUACUUUAGCUAAAAAUGGUUAUCAACUUGUGAUGUCUUUAUUUUGUUGAUCGACAUUAGAGAUAUCAAAUUUCACCUUCAUGUGUGAAUGUAAUAAAAUGUCUCCACUGUAAGCCAUGAGAAAUAUGGAUAUGUACAUCUCUUUCAAGAACCAUUGUUCAGGCUAGUUUCAUGUCAACUUGACAAAACCUAGAUACAUCUGAAAAGAGGGAACCUCAAUUGAGAAAGUGCCUUAGUAAGAUCUGGCUGUAGGCAAGCCUAUAGAGCAUUGUCAUAAUUAGUGAUUGAUUAGGUGGUCCCAGCUAUUUGUAUGUGGUGUCAUCCCUGGGCUGGUGGUCCUGAGUUCUAUAAGAAAGCAGGCUGAGAAAUCCAAUGGAGACUUCCAGUAAACAGCAUCCCUCCAUGGUCUGUUAAUCAGCUCUUGCUUCCUAGUUCCUGCCAGGUUUGAAUUCCUGUCUUGACUUCCUUCUAUGAUGAGCAGCAAUGAUGAAGUGUAAGUCAACCUUUUCCUUCUCUAUAACUUGAUUUAUAGUCAUGGUGUUUGUCCAACAAUAGAAACCCCAACUAAGAAAACAAUCAAACCAUAACAGGGCAAUAUUUUCUACCCAAAGUUCUUUUCUACUCCUUUCCCUACUUGGGUCAUGGAAAGCAGACAUGUGCUCCCUAGUAUUGUAAAUAGUAUGGCAUAGUGCAGAGUGUCAUAUACUAUGUGUUAAUUUGUAUUCAGCUCCAUAUUUCUCUGAAUCUUUUACUACUAAUAUUAUCUUAUUUUAUAAGUUACUCAAGUUUUUUUUCACAGAUAAGUGGUCCAUUUCUCUUGUUACAAUGCACUGUGGUAUUACACAUAUAUGCCAUGAUAUUUCUCCAUUCACAUGUGAACAUGUAGUGUUUCUAAGUUUUAUCAAUGUGAAUAAAUGUCUCACUUCAA
Messenger RNA from Mesocricetus auratus (golden hamster), 2802 nucleotides. RefSeq names its product killer cell lectin-like receptor 2. The transcript is spliced from 7 exons. The annotation marks the transcript as partial. NCBI's taxonomy places the organism in Eukaryota, Metazoa, Chordata, Mammalia, Rodentia, Cricetidae. The record is from RefSeq and is a predicted model, not a curated record.